CCUUCCCCUCCCUCUUUCCCCGCCCCGCCCCGUCCCGUCCCGUCCCGUACCCCUUCUCCCGGUCCGGGCCGCGGCAGAGCAGCGGAGCGGCAGGACGGAGCCAUGUCUCACGGGGCGCGAGUGAUCCGCACCGGGGUGAGCAGCGCGGGGCCCGCCGCGCCGCCGUCGGCCGCCGCCUCCUCGUCGGCGGGCUCGGACGCGGAGCUGCUGGACGGCGCCUAUUUCCGCUCGUGUGCCGGCAUGCUGAAGGUGGCCCAGAUGAUCUCACUGCUGGUUGGAUUCAUCAGUGUAAAUAAUUCUCAGUGGACAGAUUACAGUGCAUACAGCUACUUUCAGAUUGUUACAAUGUGCGACUUGGUUAUGAUUUUGUUCUUCUACAUAAUCCACAUUUUCAGAAUCUACAGGACGCUCACUUGUGUUAGCUGGCCACUUGCGGAAUUUCUCCAUUAUUUAAUUGGUACAAUUCUGCUUCUCAUUGCAUCAAUUGUAGCAGCAUCGAAGAGUUACAAUUUGACUGGACUAGUGGCUGGAGCGACGUUUGGAUUCCUAGCUACAGUCCUUUGUGUUUUAAGCAUAUGGUCAUCCUACAAGGUUUCUUGCAUCACGCAGUCAACAAAUGCAGCUGUAUGACUCCUCCAUCUCAGCAAGAUUUCUGCCUUACAAAAUACUAUACUACAGAGGACCGUCCAUCACUGAGGAGAGAGCACGGGUAUUUUGUUAUUAGUCUGGACAGUCAGUGGCUUUUGAAGAUCUACUUGAAGUUUUAUGCAAAAUAAUGUUAUGAACCAAAGUUUUUUUGUUGCCCUCAUCCAAAGAAGUUUACUUCCCCCCCAGAAGAAGCACAUAAUGGAGAACCAUAUUUUUUCUGAGCUUUACAGAGAAAUGCUGCUUCUGUUUCUCAAGCUGGGCUGCAGUCAUUUCCAGCUAUUUGCAGUAAGUGCCUUUAAAACUCAUUCGGAGAGUUGUUUGGUUCUCUUUUCAAAGGGAUGGAAAAAAGUGCUUCUGAUUUCCUCCAUCUGUUUACAGAAGGGAAAUACUGCAAAUUUCUGCCUGAUUCUUAACUUCCAAGGCUGGUUUUUCAACGAAGGAACUGUUACAAACUGAUUUGUGAAUGGAUAAGCUGACCCAAGUUCAGAACCAUAGAAUGUUUCCAACAGCAGCUCAGCCCUACCAAAAAUUACGAACUGCAACUUGUGUAAAUCAUUGCAAAUACUCCCUUCUAGCCCUGGCAGUAUACGAUGAAAUCAGAUCCAUCAAAAAUUAUUAUUAAAAAAUUCUCUCAGCCAAAUACAGGAAAUACAUACUCAAGAAUAAGCUUUAAUGGUUUGCGGGAUCUUUUUCUUUCCUUUUCGUAAAUAGUUGUUGGUGGAAUGGACAUUUUCUGUGCAUUUCCUUGAUGUUAUUCUCUUUGGAAUCUAAUGGUUUUUAUGGAAAGCCCAUCGCAAAUAGUGCAGCGUGCUUCUUUCUCUCUCUCACACAUGGCUUCUUGUUCCUUCUGACUAUGCUGGAAUCCAUGUUUUCAGAGCCUGGACAGAGUUUUUUCCAACCUGAUGUUGUUAUGAAGCUGUUUGUAAAUUUAAGAUGGAGACAACGCUGCUAUUUUCUUGGCACUUCUAUCUUUCUGACCUUUUGCAGUCCAUUUCUGGUGAGCUGGAAACUUUUGGCAGAAAAAAGUGAAGCUCAAGUUCUCUUCCCUUGGUGCUCUUCCCUUUCAUGUCUUGUUGUGAAGCAGAACUUGCAUUUGUAAGCUGGUCUUUUCUGUGAGGACAAUUGCAGGACAGUGGAGUGCGUUUCGGCAAAAUAAAAUAAAAUAAAAAAUCAGGAUUUAUAUAUUUUACCUGACCCAGACUGGAGGAAAGAAGCAUUUUCUGGCCUGCUCUUCAUUUUUCUACCUGUCCUAAAUUCUGCAAAAAUGCUGCUAAUUAAUUUAAUGAUUGGCUUUUGAGAAAUGUUUUUGUGCCCCAUAGCACAUCAACAUACAUUGCCAAUUGUUAUGUAUGGGUCUCUGCAGUGAUUUUUUGUUUUAUUUUAUUUCUUUUUCACUCUUGGACAAGAGAAAUGGGCCAACUUCUAAAGUUCUAAGAAUCUUGGUAAAGUGAAAAGAACUGAGCAGACAACCAGGAAAGGCAGGAAUCUCACUUCUUGUGGUGCAUGGUUUCUGUGAUUCUUAUUGCUUUCUUUCCCUGAGUGACUUAAAACAACACAGAACAGGAAACAGUUUGAAUGCAUAGAAGUCUACUUCUUGUGGAUCAAAAAACCUGUGUUCACUCCAAGACAAACUGCUUCAACAUGAAUACAGAAGGUUAUUCAAAUAAAUCUUACUGUGAUUGAAAAGACUACAGAAGAUUAUGAUAUACAUGUAUGUGGCUUGAUUUUUAUUUGGCACUAAGGGUGGUUGUUCACUGGUUCCCCUGCCAAGACUGACUUAGCCACAGUUUUUGGAAAUCAGCACCCUGACUUGAGUUUGGAUUGACAUGGUAGGUAUUUAAGGAAACAAUCUCUUCUUUCCAAUGGGAGAACAGGAAAGUGCUGUUUCUGACAGUAGCACUGUUGCCUCUGGAGAAUGCUGCUCGGAUAGGUAUUGGGCACCUUCCACAGGCUUUCGCCCAUCUUGGCAAUCCAAAGGAAAACAAGUGCUCAGUUGCACUCAGCAUGAAUGCAGCUGAGUGCACAGAGCUGUGGUGGCAAUGGGGAGAUGCAUCUGCUUAGGCUGGGCUUGGGGCUGAGCUUGUGGUGAAGAACAGGCUGUUUCAACGCUCUGCUGGAACCUUGCCCCUCUCUGUGCACUGCAUACUCAUCUCUAUCUUUUUUUUUUUUUCAGUCUACCUCUUGACUCUGUCCCUUGCUACUAUUUGGGAGUGGGGGGGAGGGAACCUUUACAGGGAAUUUCUUGCAGUCCAACCACCAGAGGAUUUCUGGAUGACACAGUCUGAUCACCCAAAGAAUCUGUUUUGUUGCACUUGUUUACACUGGAUCAAGAGACAAAGUUCCCUUCUAGGUUAUGUACCCAUCAACAGGCAUAAGAUAUGCCUGUAGCUUUUGUUGUUGAGACACUGCUGGGUUCAUAGACCUACCAGAAGCUCUUAAAGCAGGAUGCUUUUAGGCUGGAAAGCUGACAUUUGCUGAUAUAACUUCCUCACUUCUCCCCGAUUCUUGUGAAACAUGUCUACCAGAAAAUGCACAGCUUUUGGUGAUACCAAAACCUACUAGCAGAACUUUGAAUGACAGCUCUGUCUGACAGACACUUUGGCACCUCACUACUGUACCUAUGCCAGCAAAAGCAUUUUAACUUUCCUUCAGUGUCAGCCUCGUUCUGAAAGCUCCAUCUGUCUUUGACUUUGUCAAAUAUGAGAUUCCAGCUGUUUUAAAAAUAAACUAUGUAUGUUCGCUA
Molecule: messenger RNA, 3391 nt
Organism: Tympanuchus pallidicinctus (lesser prairie-chicken)
Lineage: Eukaryota; Metazoa; Chordata; Aves; Galliformes; Phasianidae
Gene: CMTM7
Product: CKLF like MARVEL transmembrane domain containing 7
Exons: 5
Coding region: 103-630 (175 amino acids)
Cellular component (GO): membrane
Source: RefSeq, a predicted model, not a curated record